AUGGGGUUUGGGCGUAGGUGGAUGAAGUGGAUGGAUGGAGGGGUGUUCUUUAGUUAUACAUCAGUAUUGGUGAAUGGGAGACCAACCAGAGAUUUUAAGGUGUUGAAAGGGUUGAGACAAGUAGAUCCUUUGUCUCUUCUUUUUUUUCAAAUUAUGGUUGAAGGACAUGCUGCAUUGUUCAUAAGGGAUGUAAGCUUGGAUAUUCUGAGAGGAUUCAAAAUCAAUGAUGAAGUAUCAUAUAGUUUGCUGCAACUUCUUGAUGACACGGUCCUUGUGUGUGAUGGGUCUUAUGUAGGGGUGGAAAAAUGGAUGGAUUGGAUGGAUAUGGAUUGGAUUAUUAAUGUAUGGAUCAAAGCAGUCCAUUAA
Messenger RNA from Lathyrus sativus (Indian pea), 366 nucleotides. The record is from the annotation of a GenBank genome assembly. NCBI's taxonomy places the organism in Eukaryota, Viridiplantae, Streptophyta, Magnoliopsida, Fabales, Fabaceae.